AGACGCAUGUGAUUUACCAUUAAUUCCCACACAAUCUUACCUAUUUUAUCCCACUAGAAAUAUUUUUAUUAUCUACGACUGCGCCUAUCUCGCCUAUCUCGCCUGCUACUUUCGCGUAUGUACUACGUACCUAGGUACCUACACAAUGUAGAUCUGAUCACCAACACCAAAAAACUUGAUAUCGUGCCUAUCAUUCUACCUGUUGCAUACUUCAACUUACGUCGCAUACCCUACAAUCCCGACAUAGAUAUAGUCCGCAUUAUUCUAUCUCUACCAGUCGCCUGAUCUUGUGCAGUCCCGGCAUCUCAUCUCACCCCCAUGGCAUCGCGAAUUCCACCCCUCCUAGAUACUUAUCUCCACCUACCACCUGAGACAUCCCUCGUCCUUCUCAGUGGGGUUUUGGGGUCAAGUACGAAUUGGCUUGUUCUCCGCUAUCUCUACUCUCUUCUUUCUACCCCAUCGAACUCGGUGGUAGCAAGAGAAGAUGACGAAAAAGGUAUCGAUUCGUCCAGUAUAGAAGAGGCUAGCGUAGUCUUUAUCAGCUUCCUACGGGAUUACGCUUUCUGGAAAGAGGGCGCCGGGAAACUUGGGCUUGACCUCGACGUAUUAACAAGGAAGGGUAAAUUCAUCUUCGUCGAUGGUCUCUCUCGUUUGUUCUUCCCAUCACCCAACCCUACCCUGGGGCAUUAUUCGUCGGAUAAUGUUGGGAAAAAAGCAUUGUCUGUCGCUUCGUUACAGCACUUGCGCAAAGAACUCGAAGACGCCGUAGCACAAGUCCAGCGCUCAGCUCCUAAGCAGAGAACGGUUUUGAUUGCCGAUCAGCUAGACCUGCUAUUGGCUGCUUCAGAAAAUGAUAUCUCAAGCCAAGCAUUGAGGGAUACGCUGCUUAGCAUUCGCGAGAAAGUGCAUUCAUCCAUCGUCACUCUGUCUGCAGAUGAACCGUUAUUGUCAUCGCAAACCACAUCAUUGGAAAAAGCGCAUGCCGCGUUCGCUAUUUCCCUUGCCCACGAUGCCCACCUUGUGAUAAGUUUGAGAAUGCUGGAUACAGGGACGGCUAGAGACGUAAGCGGCGUCAUAAGAGUGACCCCGAGCGGCGGAUACAACGGGAUUGAUAGAAUAGUGGAGGAACGAGAAUUGCUAUACUUUGUAGCUGGUGAUGGCGGAGUCAGGAUAUUUGAACGGGGUCAAUAGCCAUUUCAUCACGGAUAUAUUCACAUUAACAUAGAAGAGUCAACGCAAGCAUUG
Molecule: messenger RNA, 1245 nt
Organism: Daldinia caldariorum
Lineage: Eukaryota; Fungi; Ascomycota; Sordariomycetes; Xylariales; Hypoxylaceae
Exons: 3
Coding region: 319-1191 (290 amino acids)
Biological process (GO): tRNA wobble uridine modification
Cellular component (GO): elongator holoenzyme complex
Source: RefSeq, a predicted model, not a curated record